UUACUUAAUUUUAGGGUUUAUAUUUAUAUCACAAAAGCCUUUGUGUAUUUUCCAUUGGAGCUUGUCGUCUAACAUGGAGACGGAGGGAUCAUCAGGCAUGGCGAUGUGUCUGUUAACAGACGCAGAAGGAACUCCACUAGGUUCUCCUAUGUAUAUCCCUCACAACGCAGGGCCUUUGCAGCUCACUAGCUUGGUCAAUACGUUUCUCAACAACGAGGAGAAUUUACCUUACAGCUUCUAUGUAUCAGACGAAGAGCUUCUUGUCUCAGUGGGAACUUACAUGGAGAGAAAUAGCGUGUCCGUGGAGAAUGUUUUGAAGAUUGUUUAUCGACAACAAGCUGUUUUCAGGAUUCGCCCGGUUAACCGUUGCUCACAGACUAUUGCUGGUCACGCGGGUGAGAUUCUCUGUGUUUCGUUUAGCCCUGACGGUAAGCAACUAGCUAGUGGUUCAGGUGAUACAACGGUUAGGCUUUGGGAUCUCAACACUGAAACUCCAAUGUUUACAUGCAUAGGGCACGAGAAUCAUGUUCUCGCAGUUGCAUGGUCACCAGAUGCAAAGUGUCUUGUGAGUGGUGAUAGAGAUGGAAAAGUCUGUUGUUGGGAUCCAAGCAAAGGAGAAUUACAGAGCAAACCACUUGCAGGUCACAGGAGGUGGAUUUGUGGUAUCGCGUGGGAACCAGCUCAUCUUAGUUAUCCAAGCCGAAGAUUUGUGACUUGUGGCAAAGAUGGGGAUGCAAGGAUCUGGGACUUUACACUGAAGAGAACUCUUGUUGUCCUCAGUGGACACACACAAGCUGUGACCUGUGUCAAAUGGGGUGGUGAUGGAACUAUAUACACAGGUUCCCAAGAUAGUACCAUAAAGAUGUGGGAGAUCACUCAGCAGGGUCAAGGAAUCCUCAAACAUACUUUGACGGGGCAUGCCCGUUGGGUGAACUCCCUUGCAUUGAGUACAGAAUAUGUUCUUCGGACAGGAGCGUUUGACCACACUAGACAAAUAAGAGGUUCAGAUGAAGAAAUGAAACAGGUUGCACUUGAAAGAUACAUCAAAGCAAAAGGGAGAGCAGAUUCUCCUGAAAGAUUAGUGUCUGGUUCUGAUGAUUUUACAAUAAUCCUUUGGGAACCAUCCAUUAGCUUACAACCUAAGAAAAAGCAAGUUCAUCAACUGGUUGCUACAACAACGUUGACGGGUCAUCAACAGCUUGUAAACCAUGUGUGUUUCUCACCAAAUGGGCAAUGGAUUGCAAGUGCAUCUUUCGAUAGAUCUGUGAAGCUAUGGGAUGGUGUCACCGGGGAAUUUAUUACAGCAUUCCGAGGCCACGUUAAGUCUGUCUAUCAGAUGAGUUGGUCUGCAGACAGUAGGAUGCUUUUGAGUUGCAGUGCAGAUUCCACUCUCAAGGUCUGGGAUAUUAGAACAAAAAGGUUAAAACAUGAUCUCCCUGGUCAUGCGGCUGAGGUUUGGGCCGUGGAUUGGAGUCCAGAUGGUGAGAAAGUAGCCUCUGGUGGCGUUGAUAAAGUUCUCAAGCUAUGGAAAGGUUAAUAGAAGAGCUAGGUUAAAGCUUUCUUUUACUCUCAAGAGCAGAUAUUUUUUUUUUCACGAACACAUACACACAAUACAACAUAACAA
Messenger RNA from Raphanus sativus (radish), 1624 nucleotides. Its product is annotated as notchless protein homolog. Gene Ontology annotation, molecular function: protein binding. The record is from RefSeq and is a predicted model, not a curated record. Gene Ontology annotation, cellular component: nucleolus. Bases 74 to 1537 code for a protein of 487 amino acids. Gene Ontology annotation, biological process: ribosomal large subunit assembly. NCBI's taxonomy places the organism in Eukaryota, Viridiplantae, Streptophyta, Magnoliopsida, Brassicales, Brassicaceae. The transcript is spliced from 12 exons.